AUGAUCUCUAAUAGAAGUUGGAAAGAUACGUCGUACGUCGCGUCGACCGCGACUAGUCCGUUCAAGCUGGCAUCAAAAAGAUUACUUAUAUUGGGCUUCCACAGCUUCUCUCCAACAGUUUCAUAUCGAGCCAGUAUCAAUAGCUUGUACCAGCGUCGGCAGCGUUCGAGCAUGUCGAACUACGCGCCGCGCGAUUCGCCCACCCUGGGCAGGGGGCAUGGCGCUUCGCCCCCCGGCACGCCGCCCCCGGGCUCCCCGGCGCCCGCGCAGCCCCGGGGCGCCGCCCACUGCGUGGUCAAGCGCUGCGACGACAUCGUCAAGUCGCCAGAAGACCGCAGAGAGUACAGGGGUCUGGUGCUGACGAACAACCUGAAGGUGCUACUGGUCAGCGACCCCACCACCGACAAGUCUGCCGCCGCCAUGGACGUGGAUGUCGGAUACCUAAGCGACCCGGACGACCUGCCCGGGCUGGCGCACUUCUGCGAGCACAUGCUAUUCCUCGGCACCGAGAAGUAUCCAGAGGAGAACAAGUACAAUAAGUUCCUGUCGGAGCACGGCGGCUCCUCAAACGCCUCCACAUCGUCGGACCACACCACCUACUACUUCGACGUGCUUCCCCAACACCUCAGCCAGGCUUUGGACAUCUUCGCCCAGUUCUUCAUCGCGCCCCUCUUCACCGAGUCGGCGACUGGGCGCGAGCUCAGCGCCGUGAAUUCGGAGCACGAGAAGAACGCCUCCCAGGACUCGUGGAGGCUGGACCAGCUCAACAAGAGCACGGCUGACCCGGACCACCCCUAUCACAAGUUCGGCACCGGCAAUAGAGAAACCCUAGAGACUAUCCCGAAGCAGAAAGGCAUAGACGUGAGGCAAGAGCUGCUGAAGUUCCACCAGAAAUGGUACUCCUCAAAUAUCAUGGCCCUGGUGGUCGUCGGAAAAGAGAGCCUGGACGAGCUGGAGGCGCUGGUGGGCCCCCUGUUCGCGGCGGUGGCGGACCGCGGCGUGGUGGCGCCCACGUGGCCCCGCCACCCGUUCCCGUCGGAGCGCUGCCGCAAGCGCGCCUACUGCGUGCCCGUCAAGGACCUGCGCUCGCUCUCCAUCGACUUCCCCAUACCGGACACCAGCAGGGAGCACUACAGGAGCGGGCCAGGCCACUACUUGUCGCACCUUCUGGGUCACGAGGGUCCGGGAAGCCUGCUGUCCGCCCUCAAGGCCAGGGGCUGGUGCAACAGCCUGGCCGGCGGCACGAGGAUUGCGGCUCGCGGGAUCGCCUUCUUCGGGGUGCAGGUUGACCUCACCGAGGAGGGGGUCGACCACGUCGACGAUAUAGUCGGCCUAGUAUUCCAGUACAUCUCGAUGCUGCGCGAGGUGGGCGCCCAGCGCUGGGUGUGGGACGAGCAGCGCGAAUUGUUGUCCACCGACUUCCGCUUCAAGGACGUCCAGGAGCCGCGAAGCCUCGCGGUCUACCACGUGCACCACCUGCUGGAGUUCCCGCCGCAAGACGUGCUGAGCGCCUACUACCUGCUGAGCGAGUGGAGGCCGGACCUCAUCGAGGAGCUGCUCGGCCGCCUGGUGCCCUCCAACGUGCGUCUCGCCAUUUUGGCCAAGAGUUUCGCCGACAAGUGCACGCAAGUCGAGCCCUGGUACGGCACCAAGUACCUGGAGGAGGACAUCGAGGAGGUGAAGCUGAAGGAGUGGGGCAGCGCCCGCCCCAUCGAGGAGCUGCACCUGCCGCCUCGCAACGAGUUCAUCCCCUCCAGCUUCCAGCUGGAGACCUCGCCCGACGAGACCGCCGAGUCCAGGGCCCCGGUGAUGGUCAAGGAUACGCCGUUCAUGCGGGUAUGGUUCAAACGGGACGGCGAGUUCCUUUUGCCGAAGGCGUAUAUCACCCUGGACAUGGUGAGCCCGCUGGCGUACGCGGACCCGACCUGCUGCAACCUGACCUCCGUGCUGGUGCUGCUGCUGCGAGACUCGCUGCAGCAGUUCGCGUACGCGGCCGAGCUGGCCGGCCUGCGCUGGAGCGUGGCCAACGCCAAGUACGGGAUCAACGUGACGGUGGAGGGCUUCGACAACAAGCAGCACGUGCUGUUGGAGAAGAUCAUCGACAGCAUGGUAAACUUCAGGGCCGACCCCAAGAGGUUCGCGAUCAUGAAGGAGAACCACGUGCGCGCGAUAAAGAACUUCGAAGCGGAGCAGCCCUAUCAGCACGCGGUCUACCACCAAGCUCUCUGCCUAUCCGACGUGGUGUGGACCCGAAGCCAACUCUUGGAUGCAGCUAAAGAGAUAACCCUGGAGCAGCUGGACGACUUCGCGGCGAGGAUGUUCAGGAGGGUCCACGUCGAGAGCCUCAUGUUCGGCAACCUGAGCCGCGAGAGGGCGCUCUCAAUCGCCGAGAUGGUCGAGAGCAAGAUGCCGAGAGACGCGAUCCCAUUGCUCGCGCAGCACCUGAUGCUGCCCAGGGAGGUGGAGAUGGAGAAAGGGUCGUGGUACAUGCGGUGCGCGCGCAACGAGGUGCACCGCUCGUCGUGCGCGUCGCUCUACUUCGCGUGCGGGCUGCGCGAGGCGAGGCGCAACGUGACGCUGGAGCUGCUCGCCCAGCUGCUGGCAGAGCCCUGCUUCAGCGUGCUCAGGACCAAGGAGCAACUGGGCUACAUAGUGUUCAGCGGGGUGCGCCGCUCCAACGGCGUGCAGGGGAUGCGGAUCAUCGUGCAGAGCGAUCGCCACCCACGCUACCUGGAGGAGAGGAUCGAGGCCUUCCUGCAGAGCGCCCGGGAGUACCUGGAGGGGAUGUCCCCCGAGGAGUUCCUGAAGCACCGCUCUGCCCUGGCGGCGCAGCGCCUCGAGACGCCCAAGAGGAUGGCCGUGCGCGCGGGACAGAUCUGGAACGAGAUCUCCGCACAGAUGUACAACUUCGACCGGGCGCGGGUGGAGGUGGAGCAGCUGAACACCGUCACCAAGGAGGAGCUGAUCCAGUUCUACAUGAGGCACAUCGGCGCUGGUUCGCCGGAGCGGCAGAAGCUGAGCGUGCACGUGCUCUCCACGGCGGAGGGGGGCGCCGGGGCGGGGGGUGGGGCGGAGGAGGGGGACGGGCAUGAGGAGGAUACCACGCCAGAGGGGGAGGGGACCCAGCCACGGCCGGUGAAGAUCACGGACCUGCUGGAAUUCAAAUCCAGACGGAGGCUGUACCCCCUCGCGGAGCCCUUCCUCAGCAUACCCCGCAAGGGGUCCCACUGCAAGCUG
Messenger RNA from Iphiclides podalirius (scarce swallowtail), 3237 nucleotides. Lineage: Eukaryota; Metazoa; Arthropoda; Insecta; Lepidoptera; Papilionidae. The record is from the annotation of a GenBank genome assembly.